GUGUGUGUGUGUGUGUGUGUGUGUGUGUGUGUGUGUGUGUGUGUGUGUGUGUGUGUACUUGGUGUUUCUGUCUUGUCCUUGUCGGGUCAUUGUCUGCUGUCUCCCUGAGUUGCUGUGUGAUCGCUUGUUGUCUGCCCUUUCGUCGUAUCUCCCUGUUUCCCUGCACCAUUCGGAUUUCGGUUUGGACAACCUCUGUUUUGGACUCGGUAUCAGCCACUCAAACCUGUGCUCGCUGUGCUGUGCUUUAGUUGUUUAAAUAAAUCACUAAACUGUACCUGCCGGCUCCAACCUGCUCAACCCUGCCUUUACCACAAAGGCAUGACACUGAAGCGGCCGCCUGACUGUCGAUAUCAAAGCACAUAUUGGAACAAGUACGUCUUUAGAAACAUCGAAAUUACGGUUAAAUAGGCUGUUAGUUUUUGUUUUACCCUAAGCCUUAUGUAAUAAUGUUAACGUAUCGAUGCUCCACUCCUGCGUUUUAGAGCCAAUCAUGGUCCGCGUUGGCAGCGUUCAUAUUUCUAGCUCCACCCGAUUAAAAUGGAGGCCGUUGCCAUGGUGAAUUGUAGUAUCGGAGCUCCAUUGAUGAGGCUUUUUUUCCUCCCCACUCGCGCCUCCAUCAGGCUCAACAUACUCAGAGCUGACUGAACUUAUUCUGAUCGGCCUUUCUGAAACCAAAAGCUUGGAGUUCAGGUUCACACUCAAAGUUUGUUGAACCUGCUUUCUGAAACAGGCCCCUGAACCAAGGUCCAGUGAGGCCCUCAACUAUUUUGUAAAUGCUUCACCCUCUAAGGCGAUGCUACAUAAAUGAUGGCGUACAUCACACAUGUACAGCGCACAACACAGCCUGUCACACACCUCUGGACGCAGGAGGAGGGACUGCGUCGGCACUGCCGUGGUCACGCACGGGGGAACAGCAUCACACACUGCCCGACAGAUUUCUCCUUCAGAAGAAUAUCUGUACAGGGUGUGUAUGUGUUGUGUCCACACGAAGCAAAGUGUCAAGUCGAGGGCUUCGUCCAGAGAGUGGGUGGACCACCACACCACCUCGUCCUCACGCUGCUUCUCUUCAAGGGAGAGAAGAUCGCAGAAUGAGGAGCGUGAACCGAGGGUGAGCGCUCUGCCGGCGUGCUACGUUCCGAGGCGCACGCAGCAUGGGGGAUAACGUCAGAAAGAAGCCUGUGUCACGGACGCCGCACACCCGUACUGGUGUGGCGGCGUCCCGCCCCGCUCGGGCCAACUUGCUAGAAGACAUCGCUCUUCUUUCCUGAUUGGAAAUCUUCUGCUCUUUAGACAGCUCAGUGCUGAAGAAAAAUGGGAGCCAAAGGCCGGGUCUCACCGCUGUGUGUGUGUGUAUAUAUACAUCCCCCAAAAUGCACCACAGGAAGUCAUUCCUCCCUGUGGCCAUCAAACUCUAUAAGUGUCUGACACACGGCUGCGUUCAGACUGCAGGCCGAUGUGACCCAAAUCCUUAUGUGACUCGGAUCUGAUCUUUUUAUGACAGUGUGAACAGGCCGGGUCACGUGGAGUCUGAUCUGUUCCAGUUCGGAACUGGUCCACUUUCAUAUGUGGUCCAAAUCCGAUCUUUUUAAACGCCACCUGUCUGGACACUCAGGUCGCAUUUGAUGCGACUUUGACGUCACUGCAGAGCAGCUGUUGUCACAGCUCUGCUGUGGACGGAGCCGCCAUUAUUAACACGUGGCUCUCUUCCAUCGCUACCUCGCUAUUAUCUUAUUAUUCUUCUACCUGAACUCCACCGGACCGGAGCUCUCUUCUGAGUUACGUGUAUGCUACUUGUCCGAGCGGACACACCGGGCAGAGAGAUGGAGUGAGCGACUUGUGGGGCAGAUGCGUUGUCCAGCGCCAGAAACCGUAAUGAAACGAACAGGAAGUUGUGAACACUUGUCAUAAUUCUGGAGAAAUGUGACGAGUUCUUCUUCUGCGCAUGCGGGUCACUUUCAGGCCGCCAACAGUUCACACUGGAGUCUGAUAUGGGCCACAUUUAAACUAAUAAUGUGAACCGUCAAACUACAAAAAUUGGAUCUUGAAUUGAGCAUUAAGGCGUGCAGUCUGAAUGUAGCCUUAGUCUGUUUUAAACUGGACACUAUUAUCUGUUUUGUGCAAUAACACCUGCUUAAAUACUUAACGUACAAUACUCUGCUGCUACUAUUUAUUCAUUAUUACUGUUCACCAUAACAAUUCUUUAAUAAUGCAAAUAUUGUACAUAUCCACAGACUUUAUAUUUUUCUAUAUAUUUUAUAUUUAAACUCUUCUCUUUCUAUUAUUAUUUCUAUUCCUUAUGCCUUGAUGUGCAAUGUGUACAACUGUGACACAAGAAUUUCCCCUCGGGGAUCGAAGUAUUUCUGAUUGUGAUAAGAGGCAAAAAAUGGAUGGAUGGAUAUUUAAAUUAUUUAUAGUAUUUUAGUGUUUGAACCUCUGCUAUUCUUUUUCUUUCUUUUUCUUUUAUAUAGCGGUUCUAAAAAAAUCCGUCACUUUAUCUCAAACAUUAAAAACAAAGUUUUAACUUUUUUUUGUGUUUCGUUGUCUUCAUCAGUAGAAAGUUUGCUCAGUUGUCAUGGAGAUGUUUUAGCUAAUCUGUCCUCUGACUUUCUUCUUUCAGACCUGAUUCAGCUCUCAGCUCAGAGGAUCCAGAGGACACAGAGACCUCCAUCAUGGCCACCGCUGACCUGCUGCUGGAGCUGAUGUUCUCCUGGAUCCAGCAGAGGGAGCUCUGUGCAGAGCAGCUGAAGAAACUGGCCCAGGAGCUGGAGUCUCUCAGGGAGAAAUGCAACGUCAGUGAAUGUGUUGGCAGCUCAGCGGCAGUGGUUGGAGCUGCAUGUGUGAUCGGGGCUGGCGCAGUCACUUUGUUCACCGGUGGAGCAGCUGUUCCACUUUUAGGCUUGAUCGGAGCAGUGUCUUCAGUUGGAGGGGUCACCAUAUCUGUGGUUACUAAACUCACUGAGCACUUCUUAUCCAGUAGCACCAUGAAAGAGGCGCAGAAGAUAGAAGAGCAGAGCAACAAAAUUGCAGAAAGAAUCCAGAAACUGUUCCAGCAGCUGAAGGCCGAGGUGAAGAACAGGAGUUCCUCAGCAGACCCAGAUAAACUGGACCGACGCAUGAUGAUGGAAAUUCUGACAGCCAUGGGCCGACGCAGUGGGCUGAAGGGGGAGAUCAACGUCCGCAUGUGUGGUGACAAGCCACAGUUUUAUUUUGAUGCAGGACCAAGACACAUUGGACUCAACAGGAUGGCCGUCAACCCUGCAUUGGCGGUUGGAUUUGCCGCUAUUUUAAAAUUUUUCGCAUUUGAAGUUAGCGAUAAAGAAUUAAAAAUUUUGUUUGCUAACGGCGCCAAACAACUGAUGAAACUUUUGUCUACAACUGGAUUUAAAACUGCUCUUAAAGGAGGAGCCAAGGUUGUGGGAGGAGCUUUAGGACUGGCGUUUGCACUUCCUGAGGCGAUUGACAACUGGACAGACCUGAUCAAGAAUAAUCAUGUGACUGAAGCGAGCCAAUCACUGAGAGAUACAGCUGACGACCUUCUGAAGAUCAGCCGGACACUGAGGGAACAGUUUGACAACAUCAAGGAGAUGUUUGACCAGAUGGCUACAAGUCAACGAGAACACGAGGAUGAUCGUCAAGAAGACAAUAAUAGUUCAUAUUCAGCUCAGGAGAAUAGCGAUCAGGAAGAUGAGGAGCGUGACAGAGAGGAUGAAGACAGCAAUCGGGAGCGUGACAGAGAGGAUGAAGACAGCGAUCGGGAGGAUGAGGAGGAUGAUAGAGAGGAAGAGACGGAGGACGAUGAAAGCAGUCACGAAGCUCCUGCAGCAAUAAGGGUGGGGUUGGUUAAUGUUCGGUCGAUGAACAACAAAACAUCCAGGAUCUUAGAGCUCAUAACACAAAACUACCUGGACGUCUUCCUCACAACAGAGACGUGGUUAAAUAGGGACACUGGAGACGAUGUCCUUACUACAGCUUCACCACACAAUUUUAAUUUUAAUCAUCGGUCAAGAGCUACGAGAGGGGGAGGGGUGGCGAUUCAAUACUCACGGUACCUGAAUGGUGAACAAAUUCAUUUCGACUUCAUAACAACCUUUGAACAUGUUGCCACAGUUCUGCAACAUGAUGAGUGGACCGAGCCGGUCCUGAUCAUCAAUGUGUAUCACCCACCGGGGUACAACCUGAACCGAUUCCGUGCCUUUCUGGAUGAGCUUCAAAUGCUCUUGGAUGAGGUUCGUGAAAUCUACAACAGCAUCAUUGUAACUGGCGAUUUCAACAUCCAUGUUGAUAAUGAAAGGCGGACCGCUACGGACGAGUUUGAAUUCUUUUUGCUGAUUAAUGACCUUUUUCAGCAUGUGGGGGAGCCAACACACCAGGCAGGUCACUUUCUGGAUCUGGUCCUCACCAGAAAUGUUGAAAUCUCUAAUUUAUCUGUCCGGAACGAUAGAAUAUCAGAUCAUUACACUGUAUAUUUCUCUGCAAGGCCAGCGUCGGGAGAUAGAGAGGAGAAAACCAAAGAAAAGGCGGAUCGAGACGAGCCGGCAAAGAGGAAGAAAGAAGAAUAGAAAAUAUCUCAGGUUUAAGAAGUGAACUUGGAAACUCUUUUGCUUUGCUUUGAGUUGUUUUAUGUUUAUUUUGUAGGUUAGCUAACUUGGUGUUAGCAUAUUUCACUGCUAAUGUGGCUAGCAGGCUUUGACUAGCUACCAGCAGCUAGCUUGCUCAGAUCCUAAAGCUGCAGCUAGAGGCUUGCUGGGCAGUGAGAUGAGAUCCACAGAUACACUUAAUUAGCUAAUUUAUCACCAGUGAGGUACAAAAAUGGCUGUUGAGCCACAAUAAAUCACCACAGGAGGAAUUAGGGCGACUACGAGUAUCUGGCACCAAGACGUUAGAAGCAGAUCUUUGUGCCCGUUGUAGGCAGUUCAGCAGUGGACAGGGUCAGCAUGGGCGCCCUGACUGGUCUGCAGCCCCAUAUGCAACAAACUGUGAAGCUCUGUGUAUUCUGACAUCUUUCUAUCAGAACCAGCAUCAAAUUUUUCAGCAAAUUGACCUACAGUAGCUCGUCUGUUGGAUCAGACGGCCAAACUUCGCUCCCCACAUCCAUCAAUGAGUCUUGUGGCCAGUUCACUUUUCACCUGAUUAAACACUAAUUUAUCCUAAUUUGAUUUUUAAUAUUGAAACAAACCAGUUUCUAGAGAAAAGAUGUAAUGAAAUAAGUCAGGAAAAAUAAGACCUGAAAUAACAAACAAAGGACGGCUUAAGUAUUUGAGAAAGUACACCAUAUAUUUGUAUUAUAUACACUUGUAUAUAGACUUGUAUGACACAGAGCAGGCUGAGUGUGAAGCCGAAGCGUUUGGGGCUUACAGUUUUUCUCAGUUGCUUAAACACUAUAAACAGGUUUUUGAUCUGAAAUUUCAUGACUAUAACUUCAUUUUUCAGAAAGCACACCCCUUUCACUAAACUCUACACACACACAUCCCUUCAUUUCUCAUUGCCCACACCAUGUGGUCAUUUAGAGAGCACUAACAAUCAGUAUUGUUCAAUCAAGUCAGCAGAGCUUGAGCUCAAUUAGCACACAGCUACCCAGGUGGAAACACAAAGAAUCACAACUGUUAACACACCGAUCAGAACCUUCAACAGAUGGAUAAAAGGACCAGAGUCAGUUCAUUCAGUUUUGGAACAAUGGAUCCAGGGAAAUCUGAAGGAAGACGUAGAGCAGUGGUUCUCAAAGUGGGGUCUUUGAUGGGGCUCCAGGGGGUCCCCCCAGCAAAAAGAGGAAUUAUUUAAAAAUACUACUUUGGUCAUGGGUUUCUUACACUUUCUGUAAUAAAACAUCUAAAAAGCAAAACUUUAGGGGUCCUUGUUGGGAAAUAGUUUAAGAACCACUGAGCUAGAUGACACCAGAGAGGAAGAGGUGGAAGAGGAGGAGAAUAUCUGGCCUGUCCCAGACCAAAGACAGGAUGUUUGGGCAGAAUUAUUUGUUGUUUGGUGUGUUAAACUCUUCAGCACUCUACAGAAUAAAAAAUGUGUAAAUGCA
Messenger RNA from Micropterus salmoides (largemouth bass), 6028 nucleotides. RefSeq lists its product as uncharacterized. The record is from RefSeq and is a predicted model, not a curated record. Gene Ontology annotation, molecular function: catalytic activity. The coding region runs from base 2670 to 4559 and encodes 629 amino acids. Lineage: Eukaryota; Metazoa; Chordata; Actinopteri; Centrarchiformes; Centrarchidae. The transcript has 3 exons.